Aspergillus calidoustus is the source of this 459-nucleotide messenger RNA. The record is from the annotation of a GenBank genome assembly. Lineage: Eukaryota; Fungi; Ascomycota; Eurotiomycetes; Eurotiales; Aspergillaceae.
AUGGCCACCUCUCGUGUCUUCGCCCAGCGUCUGGCCUCCACCAUGGCCGCGACCUCCAAGGUUGCUCGCCCGGCCACCCGCUUCGCCGCCCCCAAGCGCACCUUCACCAGCCAGCGCAAGGCCGUCCCCAUGACCCCCUUCCAGACCGUCAAGCGCCAGCAGCCCUCCAUGAUCCAGGCCUCCGCCCGCCAGGCUUUCGCUGCCCGCCGCCAGUACUCCUCUGAGAUCGCCGACGCCAUGGUCCAGGUCUCCCAGAACGUUGGUAUGGGUUCCGCUGCCAUUGGUCUCGGUGGUGCCGGUAUCGGUAUCGGUCUCGUCUUCGGCUCCCUCCUCCUGGCCGUCUCCCGCAACCCUGCCCUCCGUGGCCAGCUCUUCUCCUACGCCAUUCUUGGUUUCGCCUUCGUCGAGGCCAUUGGUCUGUUCGACCUGAUGGUUGCCAUGAUGUGCAAGUACGUCUAA